Ceratitis capitata (Mediterranean fruit fly) is the source of this 873-nucleotide messenger RNA. RefSeq names its product protein SGT1 homolog (gene Sgt1). The coding region runs from base 141 to 686 and encodes 181 amino acids. Gene Ontology annotation, biological process: protein stabilization. The record is from RefSeq and is a predicted model, not a curated record. Lineage: Eukaryota; Metazoa; Arthropoda; Insecta; Diptera; Tephritidae. Gene Ontology annotation, molecular function: protein-folding chaperone binding. The transcript has a single exon.
AGAAAAUCAAAACAAAGCAACACUGCUGUCAACUUGUAAAAUUUGAUUGUGUACUGAGAAAAUAGUUAUAGCAAAGUAAAUAAUUUACUUUUUUUUCAUUAUUAUUAGAACCGCUGCAUACAGCAAAAAAGUAUAAAGAAAUGUCGGUGCGUCAUGAUUGGUAUCAGUCUGAGACAAAAGUGGUUGUAACCGUAAUGUUAAAGGAUGCCGUUAGCAAGAAUUACAAAGUGGAUAUCCAGCCAGAACGAUUGGUUAUGACCGCCGAUGGCUACGAACUUGAUGUGCAGCUUUACCGCUCAGUGGACGUGGAGAAAUCAACACAUAAAGCAUAUUCAACAAAAGUUGAAAUAACAUUAUUCAAACAAGUUGGUGAAAGAUGGGAGAGCUUAGAGAAAAAAGAACUACCUCCGCCAACUGCUGUACCGCCACCACUUCACAAAAAAGACUGGGAUAGCUUGGCUAAAGAAGUGGAAAAGUCUGAGGAGGAAGACACAAAGAGCGAAGAGGCUUUACAACGUCUCUUUAGAAAAAUAUACUCCACGUCAUCACCAGAGGUGCAAAAAGCAAUGAAUAAAUCAUUUUCCGAGUCCGGUGGCACAGUACUAAGCACCAAUUGGAAUGAAGUGGGCAAGGAUAAAGUUGAUGUUAAACCACCAGAAGGUGCCGAGUUUAGGAAGUGGGACUAGUUGUCUGGCAAUGGAAAUCGCAGGCGAUUGUCUAGCAUCACAAGGAAAAGUUGAGAAUUACGAAUACGACAUCUAGUUUGUCAACAUUUACGUAUGCCUUCCCUUCAUUAUUUUCAUAAUAUAUAUCUAUAUAUAAAUGUAUCGAAAUUCAUUAAAUAAAAAAUAUUUUAUAAAUAAUAUCUACUAA